This is a messenger RNA of Chelonus insularis, 1849 nucleotides long. RefSeq names its product leucine-rich repeat and IQ domain-containing protein 1-like. The record is from RefSeq and is a predicted model, not a curated record. Bases 173 to 1378 code for a protein of 401 amino acids. Lineage: Eukaryota; Metazoa; Arthropoda; Insecta; Hymenoptera; Braconidae. The transcript is spliced from 3 exons.
GCUCAUUCGAAAAAUUGUAUACAAACAAGAGCUGCGACAAAGACAAAGCAAUCACUUGAUUAGAAUUUGUUACAGUUUAGAUUUUUUGUGACGACUUUAUAUUAUCUGCACUGUUGAUAUAUUUUGCUUACUUGUUUUCGUAAAGUGUUUACGAUUGUAUCUGUUUAAGAUUAUGCUAGCAAUGGAGGAUGUAAGUUCAGAAACAAUGUCUAAGAAAAGGAAAAUUAUUUCGCACUAUGAAAGUAGUAGCUCUUCCAGUUCAGAUGAGGAUAUUGUGUGCUAUAAAGAAAAACGUAAUAAAUAUAAAGCAAACCAAUCUAAGAAAACAUGUCACAAAGAAUGUACUGAAACUAAAAAAAUUAAAACAUCGGAAGAAAAUAAAAAACAAUUAAAUAACAAAUCGUUUAAAAAAAUUAAAAAAGAACGUCAAAACUAUAUAGAUCAGGAAGAAGAUGAAGAUAAAAAAAUUGAAUUGGAAGUAUGGUAUUAUCUGCUUCAUCAUUUAGAAGAAUCAGAGAAGUUAAUAGCACUAAAAUUACUUGUAGGCAUAAAUAAAAUGAAGAAAAACUGGAAAGAGAAAUUUUUAAAGAAUAAAUAUGUUGAUAAAAAAGUGGUUGAUGAAAUGAAAUUGGUGAUAAAAACUCUACAGGAGGAACAAGAAAAGAAUAGAGCAGAAAAAGAAAAAUUAAUACAAGAAAGGAAUAAACUUGAAAAGAUGGUAAUAGAAGAGAGAAAAUGCCGAAUUCAAUUGGAAGAAAUUUUGGCUAAUAAAAUUAAAAAAUCGAACGAAAACGUACUAAAUAAAGUUGAAGAAUCAAAUAAGGUUGAAACAUCAAAUAAAGUUGAAGAAUCAAAUAAAGUAGAGGUAUCAAAUGAUCAAUCUGAAGAUAAGCAACAAAGUCAAACAACUACAGAGAUUGUUUCAAAACAAAAACCAUCAACAUCUAAAUCAAAAAUAUCGUUGAACGAUAAUAAUAAUAAUAAUACACAGGUAUUAAAAAUAAAGGGUGACAUGAAGAACAGAAUAGAUUUAAGAGAUGUUCUGAAUCACAGAGAAAACUUAGGAACGAGAGAACAUCACAUAAACUCAGUUCCACCCCCUAUGAGAUAUUUUUCUUCAUUUGCGCCUCAACCUCCCUGUAGAAGGUUUCCUCCAAACUUCAAUAACCGAUUUUGUGUAAAAAUCAAAACUACUAUCAGACAUUUUUCUGAAUUAAUGAAAUUAAUUGAAAACAAGUUGAAAAUUCCAAUGCGCGUUAGCAAAGUGAUGCCAUUUAAUGGAGGUUGGAAAAUAGAAUUUCUUACACUGAAAGCCAAAUUUAAUUUUCUUAAACAAAGAAAUAAGCUCACAAGUAUAGGAUUACAUAUAACGCAUUAAUUUCCAAUGUCCAUGUGAUUUUAUUAUUAGUGGUAAAUAAAAGACAAUAGUGUUCUUCCAUUUUACAUUUAAUUAUUAAAUGUGCCAGAAUUUUUAAAAAAAUAAUUUUAAAAGUGACUUUUUUUGGUGAGUUUUUGUUGAGUGCAUAAGAUUUUGUUAAAGUUGAAGCUAAAGGGUCAAAGAUUGUUAAGUUCCAUUUAAAUACUCUGACAUGUGUUGUGUAAUUUAUGGUUCUUUAUGACGGUCAGCUCACAUUGAGUUUUCAAUUUUAACUACCACAUCGUCUGGUUUAAAUGGUCUAAAAAUUCAAGGGAAUCUGAUUCAGAGGCGCCAGAAUACUUUCUUUAUUCGUUGAAAUAUGAAGAGAAUAUUUUCUGUUAUUAUUGAUAUAAAUAACAAAGAAAUGAAAGCAUAAAAAGCAAUUUUUGGUUUGUUAAAAAGCAUAUUCUUUAAGAAUUAUUUGCUUAAAAA